GUUUCUGUUGUCUCGUGAGUUACACGAUUGAACUCCUGUUAUUUAUACACAAUUUUUAUUAGAUAAACGUAAAGAUUUUAUAUACUAUCAUAUGGACAAACGUGCUAUUUUUGUAUAAUGCUUUAUAUGUUGCUCGUAGCGUCGGUGUUUAAAACGUAAAUAGAUGGUUCCUCGAUAUUGUAGGGUAUUUUUCUAUGUGGUGUCUUAAAUGUUAAAUGUGCUCUAUGUGCUUAAAAUAAUAAGUAAACUAUAAAUAUAUAUUCCUAUAUAAACUAUAUACACGUAAAUAUUUUAUAUUUAAAAAUAUACAUAAGCAAUAAUAUACAAACGAGAAUCUAUUAUUAUUAUUAAGAUGCCCAAAGAGAAAACUAAAUUUGAGCUAAGCAUUUUCAAAAGAAUAUCGAUUAAUGAACAUAAAUUCGGUAAAUCCUCUGAUCAAAACAAUUCUGGUGUAAAAAGCCCCGAAAAUAGGCUAAAAAAUGCUGCGCCAUAUGCUUAUGCCGAGGAAUUGGUUGCCAGUUCUCCAAGUGAAAGAAACUGGCGUGGUAUAUUUAUCGCACUUCUGGUUAUAGCGGCCGUUUUGGGACUGAUCGUUUUUAGUAUAGUGUUAGUUUCGCCGCCAGAAGAACCUCCUAGAAUCAAAGGGAUAAAGCCGAGCCUAGAAGAUAUUUUUAUAAAAUUACCUCCGGCGGCCAGAUUCAAUGGAACUUGGAUAUCAGAUAACGAAUUUAUUUUUAAAGAUAUUUACGGUGGAAUAUCUUUAUUCAACGCAGAUAACCUGACUACAAGUAUUAUUAUGACAAAUAUAACAUUGAGACAAUAUGAAGUUGUUGAUUUUAAAGUUUCGAAUGAUCUAAAAUUUGUUUUACUUAUAAGCGAUGUAGUUAAAGUUUACGAAUAUACAACGUUGGCCAAAUAUCAUAUUUAUGAAUUAUCUACCAGGGUAAGAAGACCACUAUCGCCAAAAGAACUUGACGAAAACGCACCAUAUUUACAAUACGCGACAUGGUCGCGCGAUGGCACAGCUAUAGCCUUUGUCUACAACAACGACAUUUACUACAAACCGAAAGUUGAAAAAGAUUUAGUUUGUCGCAUCACUAACACCGGCCAAAGCAAUUUGAUAUUCAACGGCGUACCUGAUUGGCUAUACGAAAACGAAAUUCUACGCUCGUCGCACGCCUUGUGGUUCUCACCGGAUAAUUAUUAUCUACUUUACAUCAGUUUCAAUGAUACAAAUGUUGGUGAAUACUCUUAUGCUUGGUACGAUAGCAAAAAUUCGAAUGCUAUUUAUCCGGAAGUUAGGAGUUUCCGAUAUCCUAGGGUUGAGACCCCAAAUCCAAUAGUCAACGUCUGGAUUGUAAACCUAACAAUGCCAAAGUUCCUUUUUCCGUUUGAACUAAAACCUACUAAUAGUGUAGAACCGGAUAGUUACGUAACUAGUGUUAAAUUUCAUGGAGAAAAUAGUGUGGAUAUUAUAUGGUUAAACAGGGCGCACAAUACGUUUGUAAUUGUCACUUGCAAAAAUCAGAACUCUUAUAAUUGUACUGAUUUUCAUGUAGAAAAAGAACACGAGCACAUCGGAUGGACUGAACCCGUUUUCUAUCCAGUUUUUAAUGAAAACGGUACAAAAGCCUUAGUUAGACUUCCAGUGAAAGAUGGCGAUAAUGGACAUUACAUGCACGUGUGUGAAAUUUAUAAAGGACGAGUACGCCCUUUGACUCAUGGUGCUUUUGAGAUUAUAAAAAUACUAGCAUGGGAUGAAGAAUUUUCAUUCAUAUAUGCCCUUGGAACAAUAGAACAAAUGCCAGGCGUACGUCAUUUAUUAAAAAUAACUGACCGAAACUCACUUCCGGAUUGGGAGUGCCUAACCUGUAUGUCUAAAAUAGAUAAAAACCGUACUGAACUAUUAAAUUUCAACGAAACCGUGCUAAAUGAAAACUUGUGGCUAAACUAUCGAUGUGAUUAUAACAAGAUAAUUUUUAGUAAAAACUUCAGUUACUUCAUACAGGAAUGCUUGGGACCAGAAGUACCUAUUGUUAUCUUAGCACGAACAUUCCCAUAUUGUAGAAUAUUGAUACUUGAUAGUAGUGCUAAAUUAAGGCGACGAGUGAAAAGAAUUUCACCUCCUCAAGAGAAAUGUAUUUCGGUUGAAAUUGAAUUUGGUUAUAAAGCUCAAGUUAGAUUAUAUUUACCGGCGAUUUUGAGGGAAUAUGAAGAUACGACGUUUCCUUUGGUACUUUUAGUGGACGCAUCACCUUCCUCUCAAACAGUAUCAUCGAAAUGGGAAGUAUCCUGGCCAUGGUAUCUAUCAAGCACGCGAAGCUACAUCGUAGCCAAAAUCGACGCAAGAGGUUCUGGUUUUCAAGGUGUCAGAAUGCGAAGAGAAAUACAAAGAAGAAUAGGGCUGAUUGAAGUGCAAGACCAAUUAGCCGUGCUCACAUACCUGCGUGACACAUUCAAAUACAUUGACAGGGAAAAGAUUUGCGUUAUCGGGAAAGGUUAUGGAGGUUAUGUUUCCGCUAUGAUGCUGUUGCAAGAUUUCCAUCAAGUGAUUAAUUGUUCUGUUAGUGUGUCUCCUAUAACAAAUUGGAGAUAUUAUAAUUCUUUUUAUACAGAAAAGUACUUAGGUCUACCGUCCAAACAUCCUCUAGAAUAUGAUAAUGCCGAUUUAACUUUGAAAGCCGCCAACAUGAACACCAGGAACUUUUACUUGAUCUAUGGAACUGCUGAUACAAAAAUAACUUCUCAGCAUUCGGUUAUGUUAGCUAAGACUUUAGUUGAACAGAAUAUUCUCUUCCGCCAACUUGCUUAUCCAGACGAAUCCUACGAUUUCAAACAAAAAGCCAAACUACACAUGUUCAAAGAAAUUGAUUUAUUCCUCAACGAAUCCUUUGGACCUAUAGCCGAUGAAUGGAUAGACGAUACUGGAUUUUUCAUUUAAAUUUUUUUAAUAAGUAGUUAUUAUCACGCCUAUCACAAAUUUAUAUUUAUUGCAGCUCUUCCAGAAUAAAAAUAAUAACAAAUUAUGUCUUUAGGUACCAAGAACACUUUGGCUUUGUCAGCCCCUUAUUUUAUACAAUUGGUAUCUGCAAUUGUUGAAAGAAUAUUUUUGAUAUUAAAAUAUGAACCUACCAAGUAAUCAUAAAUUUAAAUAAUUUUAAAUUUGAUGUUUACGUAAUUCCAUAAAUGUGAUAUUUAUUUUUAUAAUGUUAAUAAUGUAGUCUUUUCCUAGAUUGUAGUUUUUUUUUUUUUAGUAUUAAAUGUUAAGGGGGAAAGACCACAUUAGAAAUUUAAGUCAUAAUAGUUAGUAAAUUAUGGUGUUUAUAUAAUUAUAAUGUUAAAUUUUAUAAAUGUGAUAUCAUAAAUCCAUAAAAUGCAUUUUCACUUAUGAUGUAUAGAUACAAAAAUCUUUUUUAAAUUUCCGAUUAAAAGUAGAUAUAGUUUAAAAUUUUUGACAAUUUAUUUACUUUGACUGGCAUAUAUCCUAUGAUAGAUAAAUGUAAGGAAAAAAUUAUUAAAUAGAAUCCCAAAAUUUUCUAGUUUCAUCACGUAUUUAUAUAUUAGUAGAUUUUUUUGCAUGCAACUACCCAAUUAUAUAUAUGUAUUAAGUUUUGAAAUUUAUAUACUUAUUUGAAUUGCCUUAUUCUUGAAGGAUAAACUGCCAGAAUUUUCAAAAGGUUGUUUAACAAAAAUGCACUUUUUAAUCAUUUGAAUUAAUCGUCAACUUAUGUUUAUGUAUAGAUAUUUGUUUAUAAUAAAUGUGCCUAAUUGUAUAGCUUUAAAAUACAUAAUACUCAAACAUGUAAGUGCAAAAACUAUCAGAAAAUUCAUAGAAUGAAUCUUUUGAAAAGUUUUUUGAUUUAGAUUAAAUAGUGAACGAACACUAGGUGUGGAUUUUGCAUUGAUGAAAAAAUUGUCUAAGUGUCAGCAGUGUAUUUUCCUAUUGAUCACAACAUUAACUAAAUUUUGGUUGGUGGAGAUUUUUCUGUAGGAAUUCCCUAGAUAUAAUCCAGACAGUGCAGUUUACCUAGUUUUAGAACCUCUAUCUGGUCCAGAGCAUACAAAACGUUGCUGGCUCUCAGACAAAAAUAUUUAUUCGGUAUACGCUCAAAAAUUUACUUGGUCAAGUACAUUUCUAUGAAGUACAUUUCUAUAGAAAAUCAGAAAUUUUAUUUAACAAAAGUAGUAUGAUUUGUAUUUUUUUUUUGAGGGAAAAUAUAUCUAGAAAUCCAUAUAAAUAUUAUACAUAUUUACAAAACAAUUUGUUGUUAAAUAUUAAUAUAUACCUACCUAAAAUAAUAUUGAAACUAUAUGUGUUGAAUACAGAUCGUUUACAAGUAAAUGCAUUGUUUAGAAAUAAAAUAUAAAUGGUUCAUUUCUAUAA
Messenger RNA from Ceutorhynchus assimilis (cabbage seed weevil), 4384 nucleotides. NCBI's taxonomy places the organism in Eukaryota, Metazoa, Arthropoda, Insecta, Coleoptera, Curculionidae. The record is from the annotation of a GenBank genome assembly.